UAGAUGUAAUAGUAGAAGAAGAUAUUAAGUUGCCAAAUGAAUAUCAUUAUAAUUCCAUAACAUGUAUUAAAUAUUUAAUAAAAAAAAAUGGUAAACAUAUUUACAUUUUUAUUGGAGAUAUAGAUGGAGUAUUAUCAUACGUACUAUUAAAAAACGGUUCUUAUACUUCAACACAAUUAAAAAAAAUAAUUAGAAAGAAUAAACAAAUAUACAAUAAACUACUUGUUGAUAAAAUAAAUGGACCUAUUAGUGAUAUAGAAAUAUGUUCUGAUUUCAUUUUAGUUACAUGUGAAAAGAAUAAUAUUCUUAUAAAAUUGGAUGAUAUUUUAUUAUAUAACAAAAAUGAAGAAAUAUAUUAUAAAUGUAUUGGUAAAAAGAAAGAAAAUAAAAAUUAUAAAUCUAUCUUUUUGAAAUGUAAAAGGAAUAUAAAAAGUCCUAUGAUUUUAAGCUUAAGAAAAAAUGGGCGUAUAUGGAUUAGUAAAGAAGAUAAAGUAUUAAAUACUUUAGUAUUCUAUUAUUCUUUUUUUUAUUUUUUCUAUAUAUUCUUUUUUAAUAAAAAAUUAUAUAUGAAUAAUUACCUCUAUGAAUAUUAUAAAAAUUAUUUUUUAAGUAAUUCCUAUUUUGUUCAGUUCUUAGAUAAUAUUAUAAAUCAAUUUUCUAAUUUUACUUUUCCUUCCAAACCUAACUUAAAUAUGUUUUAUAAAAUUAAUAAGAAAUAUCUUGUCUUAUUCGAGCAAUUUAUUACUUAUCCUUUUUUUAAAAAGAUAAAUGAAAGGAUAGAUAAUUCAACCGACCCAACGACAGAUGACAGAAGUAAAAUAAAAGACAUGUUGACGAAGGAUAUAAAUAAUAUAAAAGAGUAUUUAAAAAAUAAGUUAAAUGAAGAAAUUAAUAAUAAUAGUAAAAAAAAUAACAAUAAUGGUAACAAUAGUAAUAAUAAUAAUAAUAAUAAUAAUGAAGAUAUGAUUGUAUGCAUAAAUUAUAUCUACGAAUGUUUGAAUGAAGCUGACCAACUAUUGAAUAACUUUCUGGGCAAAAAAUUGUUUCUUUUUAAUCUUAAGAGUAUACAGAUUCAGGAUAUCUUGGAUCUUAAUGUAACGUUUUUAUCACAUAUGAAACUACAAAAUGUGGAUAAUAAGGAUAAAGACGGAAUAAAUAAUAAUACAAGUAAUUGUACAAGUAUUCAUAUGAAUAAUCAUAUAUGCUAUAAUAGUUUAGGUGAUGAUAAUAAUGUAAUGGAGAAUCAUCAAAAUGAAGAUGAUAAUAAUAAUAAUAAAAAUAAAAAUAAUAAUUAUCAUAAUAAUUAUCAUAAUAAUUAUCAUAAUAAUAAUCAUAAUAAUAAUGGACAGUUAGAAGAUAUAAUGUUUACUUUUCAAAGUACAGAUAAACAAAAUGAGAAUAUUAAUGUCUCAAAUAAUGAUAAUAAUAUAGAGGAAACAAAAAAUAAUGAAAUACAUUAUAAAAAAGUGAAUUCUAAAAAUAUUUUAUAUGAACGUUAUUUUAAGGAGGACAAAAUUGUGGACUCUUUUAUAUUAAAAAACAAAUUAUAUUUAUUAUAUUUUAAUAAAAACUUAAGAGAUGAUAUAUAUGUUGCAUAUAAUAUGAACAAUGGUCAUAAUGUGUGUACAUCAUUUAGUGGUAUGAAUAGAUCUAGUACAGAAGAGAAAAAUAAUAAAAUUAUUAUAUCAAAAGAUAAACAAUUUAGUAAUUCAUCUAAUAUUGUGAAUUGUAAUUAUAAGAUAUCACCAUUCUAUUUUUGCGAAAUACAUUUUGAAGAAAAUUCUGGACUAUUAAAAUAUUUAGGAUGUAAUAUAGAAAAACCAUUAAAUGUAAAAACAAAUGAAUUUUAUUUUUUUUAUUUUUAUAUUCUUAUGUUCCAUAAUUAUAUUGACGAAAAAAAGAAAGAAGAAAAUUAUGAAGAUAACUUUUUUGACAUUAUAGAAAAUAAAAUGAAUAUAAUAAAUAUUCCAAUGUAUAUAAAAGAUAUUAUACAAGGGAAAUAUUCAAAUGAUAUGAACAACUUGAAUGAUAUAGAAUUUAUAAAUAAUAAAAAUAAAUUGAAUCAUAUUUUAGAUAUGAAACAAAUGGAUAAUAUACUACGCAAAAAUAUAGAAGCAUUAAAAAUGAAUAUUAGAAAUUUACUUCUUUAUUCUACAAAUGAAAUAUACACUUGUUUAUUAACUGAUAAGAAUUAUAUUUUUUCAAAUUAUUUUCUUUACCCUUCUUAUUAUCAUAAUGUCAAAGAAUUUCAAUAUUUACAUUUCCAUAUAAAGAAAAUAAAAAAAUUAUAUAACAAGAUGAAAAUAAUAAUGACAAGGUAUAAAUAUAUUUAUCAUGAAAUUCUUACCUUUUUUGUUUUCUCUAAUGAUAAUGAAAACUGUGUUAUACCAUCCCAUUUAGAUAUAAUAAAUAAGAAUAAAAAGGAUAAGGAAAAUGAACACAAUAAUAGGAUCAUUUCAAAACAUCUCAAUAUUUUACAAAAUGAUGAUCAAUUCUUAUACAAGGUAUUAUAUUAUUUUAACUUAUUCAUAUAUCUAGAAAUUAAUAUAACAACUUAUAACAUGAGAAAUAAUACAUGUCUAACAAAUUUUCCAGUUUUAUAUGUGGAAAGGGGUCAUAUGGUUAAUCAUAAUAUAAGAGAGUUAGGAAAAUCGAGAAAUUGUGAAGAGGAUAAGCAAAAGGAAAUAAAAAAAGAAAUAAAAAAAGAAAUAAAAAAAGAAAUAAAAAAUGAACAAACUAAUAUUCCUAGUGAUCUUCAAAAUUAUUUUCAUUAUCAUGAUAGGAUUAAUCUAACCAGUUUUCAUAAUACUAAGCAUUCCAUUAAAUAUAAAGGGGACGUUGGAAAAUAUUUUAUAAAAAUGGAUAAGAAAAAAUUACAACUAAAAAAAAGUAAAAAGAGUUGUAUUAAAUAUAAUAUUUUAUAUUCAUCUCCUUUUUAUUACUUACCAGAAGAGUUAUUAUUUUUCCACAUCAACAAAUUUAUAAAUACCAAUCAUCCUAUACAUAUAAAUAAACAUUUAUGUACUCUCCAAAUUUUAUUAUAUAUUUUUAAAAUGAAUGGGAAUAAAACAUUAUUUAUGAAACCAUUUAAAAAAUGGAAACAUUUUAAAAAUAAAUAUACUUACAACAAUGAGCAAUAUAAAAUAUUAUGUAAUAAAAAAAGUACUUAUGAUUUACAUGAUGAGAAAAAAAACAAAUAUAUAUUUUUAGAAAAUUAUGAACUUACAAAUAUUACUAAAUGCGUAAUUAAUAGUGAUAUUAAUAAUGUAAUACAUCCAAAUAUAUCAUAUUAUGAUAAAUAUAGAUACAAUAAGAUAGAUUUUUUAAAAUAUAUAUAUAUAUAUGAUAAGAUUAGAAAUAUAUAUUAUAAUAAUAAAUAUUAUGACAAUAUUAAAAAAAAUAAUAAUCUUUCAAUUGUUGAUUUCUUAAAUUGUUCAAAACACUUUUAUUAUUAUCAUCAAGUUAUAGACGGGGUAUAUGUUGUACAUAUAAAUAACUACAAACAACAAAUAUAUGAAUCAUUUUUAUUAUAUCAAUAUUUAUUAGAUAGAAGUUUUUUUUAUAAUAAUUUAUCAUAUCUCUCAAGUGAUCAAAGGUUUAAUGCAUCAAAUUAUAUUAUGAAAUCACUUACGUUUAUUAAAGAAAACAAAAUGAAGGAAUUGAAUAGUAAUAUAUAUAUAAAAGAACCACAUUCAAAUGAACUUAAUAUUAUGUCUAUGGAAGAUAUAAAAUAUUAUGAAAAAUUAAAUAAACAAAUAAUAAAUGAUAAUAUAUUAUUAUUAGAUAUUUUUUUAAGUACCUAUCACAAUAUAUAUAACAAUUCAAAAAUGGAACUAAAAAAUGCUAUAAAAAAAUUUUCUACAUUUAAUACAUUAGGUGAAUAUAUAAAUUAUAUACAGCAAAAUGAAAAUUUAACUGAUGAUAAUAUCUAUAAUUUUGUAAAAGAAAAAAAUAAAAAGAAUUUGUUCUUAUAUAUUUAUAAAAAUGGACAUAUCACAAAUCAAUGUGAUCAAUCCAAUUUUUAUCAUUUAUCUUUGUCAUAUAAUAAUUCCUUUUAUUAUAAACAUAAUGAUAAUAUGAAUUUGCUUGAUUUGAUAUCUUAUAAUAAUUUGGAUAAUAAUAUUUGUUUAAAAAAUUAUCAACAGAAUAAAACUUCUUCUUUUUUUUUCAAAGAAUAUAAACAGGAAUAUAUGAAUGUACCAAACAAAAGGAAACCAAAUAAAAUAAAAGUUUCAAUGAUAGGAACCUCUGUUGUUGAGAAAAAAAAAAAAAAAAAAAAAAAAAAAUAUAUAUGGAUUAAUUCUUAUAAAGAUAAUAAAAUAUUAAAUUAUGUGAACGACUUGAACUUGGUAAUAAAUGAAUAUAUAUCUUUAAAUAAAAAAUAUAAUUGUGAUAACAUGUCUUUUUAUAUGAUGAACCCUACAUUUUUCACCGAUAUAAAUUUUUAUCAACUUAUCAAAUUGUUAUAUAUAUUAUGUAAAGAAAAAUAUAUGUAUUACUUUUGUGCAAAAACAAGAAAAUAUAAAAGGAAGAUAAAUUAUAUAAUAAAAAAUUAUGAUGAAUUAUCAUAUCAUCCCACAAACCUACAAAAUAGUAGAACAAACAAAUAUAGAAUCAAUAGAAAGAAAUUGAAAAAAUAUAUGUAUCAAAAUUUAUAUAAGUUAAAUAAUGAAACGUGUAAAAAUGAUGAACAUGCUUCAUUUGGAUAUAAACAAAAUUUUAAAGAAAAAAAGAAAAAUAGGAAAACAAAUCCUCUUUUGAUAUAUAUGAAUGAAAAAUUUUGUAUAGAUCUUUUAAUAUAUUUACAAAAAAAUUAUAUAAUAAACAAAUAUAUGAGAAAAAAAAGAAAAACACUUUUAAUAUUGUUAUUUAAAAUAUCUUAUGUAUUUAUUUGUUUGAAAUGGAAGGAGGCAUUUUGUUUAUUGUUAAAUAUAUUUAAAAAUGAAAAUGAUGAAAUAUUAUAUGCUUUAUUAAUAUUAUGCAAAUAUCCAUUAUUUCCAAAAAGUACAAAAAUAGAAAAAUCUGAUAAAAAGAAAAAUAAAAAACAUAAUAAUAAAGUGUGGACAAAAAAUGUCACAAGAAAAAUUAAGAAAGUUGAUGGAAACAUUUCAUUGUUAUUUGCACAUAGAUUAUUUAAUAAUAUAUAUGAUAAUUUUGUAAGAAUAUUAAGAACAAAUAAAAGGAAAUAUGAAAAUAUUAUAUUAUCUUCCAUUUUGUAUGUUAAAAAUGAUAGUUCCAAUUUUUUAUUAAUAAUAAUCAUGAUAAUAUUUUUCUUUUUUUUUAAAAAAGCAUAUUUUAUCGAAAGUCUUUUUAAAGACAAUAGGAGCAAAAAUAUAUUAAGAAAUUAUUAUUUAUUAGAAUGUUUUUUCUUUAAAAGGAAAAAAAUACUUUUUUUACAAAAAAAUCAAAUGUUUUCAUUAUCCUCUUUUAAAUCAUUUAAUACGAAUGGUUAUGAAUUGUUUGCUCAUGAUAUGUUUUUAAAAUAUACUCUUCAAAUAUGUUAUGAAUUAAUAAAUUUUAAGGAUAUGAAUAAUUUUCUAGUAUUAAUAAAUAAUACCUUAUAUUUUCAUUUUGUAAAAUUAAUAUUAUAUUUAGAUACACAAAAUUAUUGUCUAAAUAUAUCUAAAUAUCAUCAAGUAUUUUUUAUUAUGUUAUCUUAUUUUUAUAUUGGCUAUUUUAUGUCUAUUACUAAAUGGUUGCAAAAAUUUGAUCAUAUAUUUAUUUCUAUUUUGUAUAAAUUUUAUAUGCUUAAGGAAGAAGACGUUGAAGAUAUAUUCAACUCUUCAAAAGAUAUAAAAGAUCGCUUGAAAGAUAAAGAAAAGCUUGUUAUAAAAAAAGAUGCUAAAAAUAAGGAGAAGGAGAUUAACAUUUUUAUUAAUGAUAUAAAGAAUUUUGAAGAACAUGAAUUUGUAAAAAAUCAAGAACCAACUAUUUUUGAAAAGAAAAAAGAAGAUAGUAUUAUUAAGGAAAAUAUAAUUAAAACCAAUUCAUUUAUAAUAUUAGAUAAAUAUAAUGAACAAGAAAAACAAACAAACAAUAUAUUAAAUAAUAAUGAUAUGAUAUAUAAUAAUAAUUAUAUUUUAUCCUUUCCAUUAAUUCCAUUAUUUUACCCUCACCACAAUCAACCGUUUUUUUUAAAAAAUGAACAAGAAGAAAAUAAAAUAUAUUAUAGUAUUAAUUGUUUGAUAAACUUUUUUUAUCAAUUGUUAACAAAAUAUUUAUGUGAAUUAGAUUAUAAAAUGUAUAACACUAAAAUAGAUUUGUAUAUAUUACAAAAUAGCAAAAAUUCAGACUUGUACUUAAAAAUUAAUAAAUUUGUUAAUUCAUUUUAUGGAACAUGUACCUUAUUAUAUGGUAUAUAUAAUGAAAAAAUUGAUAAUGGAAAUAAUAAUAAUAAUGUUCGUCAGAAUUAUAAUACAGAUAAAUAUUAUAAUAUAUACAAUUCCAAGAAAUAUCAUAAUGACAAUACUAAUAAAAAAAAUCAUAGUGAUAUAUAUUAUAUAAAUGUAGCAUUUAAUACGAAAAUAAAAAUAUGGGAUGAAAAAAACCCUAUACAUUUAUUCAUACAAACGAUAGAUUUAUUUUUUAGUAUAUAUUAUUCCUUGUUUACACUAGGCUUAAGUUUAUAUGAAAAAAAAAAAAUUUAUGUAAAUAGAAAGAAACAGUAUAAAAAGUAUUUAUUAAGCAUCAUUUGUGUUUUGUUCUUUAAUAUAACUAAUAAUGAAAUUAGUACAAAGGAUACGCUGAUUUUUUAUAAACAUAAUAUGGACAAUAAUAAUAAUUAUUACAAUUGUUAUUCUCAUUUUCUUUCCAAGAGGAACAUUAUAAAAAGGGAGAAAUAUUUAAAUGUUAUCUGCUGUGUGUUGUGUAUUAUUCAUUUUAUUAAUUAUUUUAAAUAUAUUAAGAAAAACAUUAUAAAGAAGUUCAUAUUCAUUAUCGAUUAUCUUCUUUUUAAUCAUAAUUCUUUUUAUUUUAAACAAGAUUAUCAAAAAUGUACAAAUUCAGAAAAAAAAUAUAAAAAAAUACAUAUUCAUAAUAUUUAUAAAACAAUUAUAAGAAAUUUACCAAAACAUGUCAAGUCAUUUACAAAAGAUAAAGAAAAAGACACAAACUAA
Plasmodium reichenowi is the source of this 7115-nucleotide messenger RNA. Its product is annotated as putative membrane protein. Gene Ontology annotation, molecular function: histone binding. Lineage: Eukaryota; Apicomplexa; Aconoidasida; Haemosporida; Plasmodiidae. The transcript has a single exon. The record is from RefSeq and is a predicted model, not a curated record. The annotation marks the transcript as partial. Gene Ontology annotation, cellular component: nucleus.